Penicillium oxalicum is the source of this 390-nucleotide messenger RNA. RefSeq lists its product as uncharacterized. Lineage: Eukaryota; Fungi; Ascomycota; Eurotiomycetes; Eurotiales; Aspergillaceae. The coding region runs from base 1 to 390 and encodes 129 amino acids. The transcript has a single exon. The record is from RefSeq and is a predicted model, not a curated record.
AUGCCAAGUGACCAUGGCGGUUUAUUCGUCUGUCGCGUGGAACGACGGACCAUCGUUAGGUUGUAUCAGUUUGAUCAUAACCAGCGUGUCGCCAAUGUCCAGAGGUCUCUAAAAUACGACGAUACUGGUCCCUUGAGGACAAACACGAGUUCCUUGAUCCUUGAUGGACCCCGUCGCGGUCCAGCCGCCAAGGAAACGGGUCCAUCGCCGCGAGCGGCAGUCCCGGGCGCGUCACGUGAGGACGUGUCACGGCGCGUUUGGGCGAAGAUCAUCCGGAACCAGGUCCGCUCUUGGACUUUGCCUCGCCAAUUCGAAUCAAUUGAUCUCGACAAGGUCGAACCGGGAGUCUCAUUUUGCGUUUGCAAAGGCCUUCAACUGGUCCCCUCGUAG